Messenger RNA from Carassius carassius (crucian carp), 1769 nucleotides. Its product is annotated as cytosolic phospholipase A2 gamma-like. The transcript has 15 exons. Gene Ontology annotation, cellular component: nuclear envelope; cytosol; nucleoplasm. Gene Ontology annotation, molecular function: calcium-dependent phospholipid binding; calcium ion binding. Lineage: Eukaryota; Metazoa; Chordata; Actinopteri; Cypriniformes; Cyprinidae. Gene Ontology annotation, biological process: glycerophospholipid catabolic process. The record is from RefSeq and is a predicted model, not a curated record. Bases 43 to 1599 code for a protein of 518 amino acids.
UUUCAGAAGAUUUACUUUAUUGUCAACUCUUUUGUUUUAUAGAUGAGUGCAUCCAAACCUCAGGAAAGUGGUGAGGUGAGAUUAGGACACUCACUGAAUAAGAAGGAGGAAGAGUUUGUAGCCAAAAGGAAAAACACAGUUCUGCAAUGCCUGCAGAGGUUUAAUAUACACUGCAGUCAGGAUAAAGUGCCAAACAUUGCAUUACUGGGUUCUGGAGGAGGACAAAGAGCCAUGGUGGCUUUGCUGGAAUGCCUGGUUCAGCUUGAUAAAGCAGGUCUUCUGGACUGCAUCCUUUAUCUGAGUGGCGUCUCUGGAGCCACCUGGUGCAUGGCCUCCUUAUACAAAGAACCAAACUGGUCCACCAAACUAGAGACCGUGAAAGACAAUAUCAUCAAGAGACUUGGUGGACCAGGAGUCAGCUGGGACGACAAAUCAGCCAAAUUGAAGAAAUAUUACACAAAAGACUUCUUCAGCUUGACUGACCUCUGGGCAGUGCUGUUUGUCACAUCAUAUGUGAAAGAGAUCGAUGAACAAACACUCACAGAUCAGCGGGACCAGCACAAUGAAGACCCGUAUCCCAUUUACGCAGUGAUCGACAAGCAAUGCAAAAGGCGUGAAGAAGGAGACCCCUGGUUUGAGAUCAGUCCACAUGAAGCAGGUUAUUCCCUCACUGGAGCCUUUGUGGACACCUGUGACUUUGGCAGCCAGUUUGACAACGGCUUAAAGAAAAAACACCAGGAUGAAAUGGACAUGCUGUACCUGCAAGCUAUGUGCAGCAGUGCUUUAGCUGAUGGAGAAGCGACCUGGAAAUGGAUAAAGGCUAUUUCAGUGCCUGAAAUAAAAUCAGUAUUCGACAAAAUGGACCACGGAAAGGAUCACACUGGAGAAAACACCUCGAAAACCACUCAGGAGUCUGUCGGUGAAGACGAAUGUUACCAGGAGCUCUUGAACCCUGUGAACGCUGACCCUUCUGCCAUUGUGCAGUCCUCCAAAACAAAGCUGACCGACUUUUUUGGAGGCCAAAAGCAGUUUGGUCAAACUGCUGAUAAGCACAAAAAAAUUGCCAGAUGCAUUACUCAGAGGAUCUGGGGCAAGAAUUAUAACUUCCUCCACAACAUGACAGAUGAAUCAGUGCCAGCUGCUCUUUUGCAAAAAGAGACGAGAGAUCUUAUAGACGCCGGACUGUUGAUCAACUCACCCUACUUGUCAAUGCUGAGAAAAGAACGAAACAUUGAUCUCUUCAUUGCUCUGGAUUUCAGCGAUGGAGAUCCUUUCACGACAGUGAGAGAAGCUGCUAAAACAUGCAAGAAACUAAACAUCCCUUUCCCUGAAGUCAACAUUCCCAGUGAUGAAGGAAAGAAACCAAAGGACUUCUAUGUGUUCAAAGGCCAAAACGUUCCAACCGUGAUUCACAUGCCUCUGUUUAAUGUGGUCAACUGUGGAGAUAAGCCUGGUGAUUGGAGAAAGAAAUAUGGCAUCUUAAAAGGUCCUUACAGCCCUGAGAUGAUCACUGAAGUUAUGGGGGUCGCUGGAACAAACAUUUCAAACAACAUAGAGAAACUGCUGGAGCAGAUUCUUGCAGUCGCUGAGGCUAAAUGAUUCCAGGCACGAAUAUGGACUAUAUUACAAGAAAUUAAAAUUGAGGUUUUCUAAAUGCAUUUUUGAUCUUAUUGUAAAUUAUUCAUGUUUUUUUUCUCUUCUUCUAUACUCAGAUUCUCUCUGGUGAUGCGGGAUGUGUGGCAUUAUAGUCCUGUUUGGACUAUAUUUCU